Messenger RNA from Meloidogyne enterolobii, 714 nucleotides. NCBI's taxonomy places the organism in Eukaryota, Metazoa, Nematoda, Chromadorea, Rhabditida, Meloidogynidae. The record is from the annotation of a GenBank genome assembly.
AUGAAAGGAGUUAAAUUUUAUCCGGACGAUCGUAAUGGCAACAAUCGUCGCCGUUCAUCACGCGAAUUGCGUGGGCCUAAAAUUUUUGAAGGCGUUUAUAUGCAAAGUUUACCGGUAUCUUCUGUUCAACGAAAGCAACAGCAUCAGUCUGAGCGAAGAUCUGACAGUCCUAAAGUUAACAAUAAGAAGGAUUCUGAGGUGGAAACGAGGUCUCCUACGCAAUUGGCACAUGAGGAAUAUGGCGAAUAUAAAAAAUUUACUGAGCCACAAAUCCCAUUUCCUGUAAAACUCCAGCUUAAUACAACCCCUAAGCGGCAUUUGAACAGCAGCAAUUCUGGUCCAACAGGAAUUCCAACAAUUGAUUGCAUAAACGGUUAUCGAGGGUAUGGCGAUAAAAACAAUUUUGUGGAUACUAUGGGUGAUCCUUUGGAUUAUGAGACGUUGAAUACCGAUUUUGAUUUUGCUGCUAAUUUGGCAUUGUUUGACAAAGCGGCAUUCACCAAACAAAUUGAUCAUGUCGCCCUUGGGUUGAAUUCGAGUGGUUCAAAUUCGCGUAAUUACAACCACGAUGAGAAUGUUCUUUUGGAUUCGUCUCGCGUUAUUUCUUGGACCACAAAUAAUCUUGCCCCAUCAUCUAGUGCUGCUGUAAAAAAUUCUGUUGGGAUAAACGUUGCUCAUCAUUCUCCAAAGUCUUGUCCUCAUCGUCGCCAAUAA